AUUAUGCCGCGAAGGCUUCUGGACUUGAAAGACGUCGAACGAUCGAAAGUGGUCAGAUUGGUUGAGACUUCUACUGCUGUCGACGUAGAUGUUCGUUAUGCUACCCUCAGUCACUGCUGGGGGCCCAGGACGUCCAAGCCACCACUCAAAACCAUUUCCGACAAUAUAACUCGUAUACCAUUAGAUGAUUUGAACCUAAAUUUCAGGGAUGCAGUCUUGAUCGCCAUCAAGCUUGGUGUCCAGUACAUAUGGAUUGACUCUCUCUGCAUCAUCCAAGACAACUCCAAUGACUGGGAAAUUGAGGCAGCCAAGAUGGCAGAUAUUUACCGUCAAAGUUAUAUAAAUCUUGCUGCCUCUGCUGCACAUGAUGCUCAUGGAGGCAUGGUCGAUCUCUCUUCCCUCUAUAUUUCCAAGGCUAUACCUACUGCCGUGAUUCGAUAUCGCUCAACCGACACAACAGUACGAAACGCAGCAGACGAAGCCGACCAAGAACUGAUGAUCAGGCCCUCGUCACAAAAAGAAGAAUAUCGCGAACUUCUGUCCCACAAAUCCUCUCCAUACUUUACAAGGGGUUGGGUCCUCCAGGAAGUCGCACUAGCGCCAAGAACAGUAUAUUUUACAACCGAUCAAAUCAUGUGGCAAUGCCGAGAGCUUUUCGAAUCAGAAGAUGGAGCAUGGUCUGUAGAGAAUGUGAUGCCAGCGCUGGAUUACGGCUUUACUGUCGCAAACGGCUUCGACUUUACAAGCAAGGUCCGGGCUUAUUCUUUAUGGCAGAUGUGGUUGAGGUCAUAUGCGACGCGCGAGCUCACCUUUCUUUCCGACGCGGCGGCGGCAGCAGCAGGCUUAAUUAAUUAUUACAAGUCUGCUACCGGACAUACGCCCAUGCUUGGGCUGUGGAAAGAAACGCUGCAUGCCGAUUUGAAUUGGGCUAUU
Messenger RNA from Trichoderma atroviride IMI 206040, 933 nucleotides. NCBI's taxonomy places the organism in Eukaryota, Fungi, Ascomycota, Sordariomycetes, Hypocreales, Hypocreaceae. The record is from RefSeq and is a predicted model, not a curated record.